Cordyceps militaris CM01 is the source of this 720-nucleotide messenger RNA. RefSeq names its product ThiJ/PfpI family protein. The coding region runs from base 1 to 720 and encodes 239 amino acids. NCBI's taxonomy places the organism in Eukaryota, Fungi, Ascomycota, Sordariomycetes, Hypocreales, Cordycipitaceae. The record is from RefSeq and is a predicted model, not a curated record. The transcript has 3 exons.
AUGCACGACCCUUCUGAGGCGGCCGUGCCCUUUACCGCGUUCAAGGAAGCUGGAUUUCGCAUUACAUUCGCCACCGAAACUGGAAACGUUCCACAAUGCGACACCAAGAUGCUCGAGGGCAUUACCCAAGCUAUUCUCGGCGCCAAAAGGUCCGUCAUCGCGCAGUACAAGACCAUGGCCGCGUCCGCCGAGUGGACCUCCCCCGCAUCUUGGUCCGACCCCGCCUUCACCCUCUCCGCGUAUGACCUCGUCUUCCUCCCCGGCGGGCACGACAAGGGCGUGCGGCAAGUCAUCGACGCAGACGCGGUGCACGCCCUCCUCGCCACGUACUUUCCGCAGACCAAGAAGCCGAGCAAAACGGCCGUCGGCGCCGUCUGCCACGGCGUCAUGGUCCUGUCCGAAACGAAGUCGAGCGACGGCACAUCCGUCCUGCACGGCGUCACGACGACGGCGCUGCCCACCCGCUUCGAGCAGCUCGCCUUCUGGGGUACCCGCCUGUUUCUCGGGGACUACUACAAGACGUACGGCGCGGGUAGCGACAACGUGGAGGAGAGUGUGACCAAGGUGCUGGAGAAGCCACAAGACUUCAAAAAGAGCUUGGCGCCCGCGCCGUUUGUGGUUGAAGACGACAAGUAUAAUUACAUCAGUGCGAGGUUUCCCGGCGACGUCGAUUUGCUAGGCGAAAAGCUGGUAGCUCUGGUCAAGAGUAACACGGCUUAG